AAUAAAUGAUAUCAAUUCUCAAGGAAGGGGCUUCAAUUAUUACCUUAUUAGUGUUUUUACCUUAAAAAUUGCUGUUCUGUAUUUUAAUAGAAUAUUUAUUUUCUUUUUCAUGCAUUGCUGCUCGUUAUUUCAUAUCGGUAAGGAGGACGACUACUAUCUAGCUCAGAGAAUUCAAAAUCUGAAAAAAAUCAAAAUUCUUCACGCUUAGAGCUGGUGUCAAAUCAUAAACCUAAAUUUUCCAAUUUUUCCGUCAAAUCUCCAAUAUCGUUUAAACAAAUAACACCAAUUCAACAAUCAAGUCAAAUGAAUAGUCCAACAAAUACAAAAGCUGUGAGUCAAAAUAAAAUAUCCUUUAACUCUUUAGCAGAAAUGACUGCACAUCAUUUAGAAAAAUCUAAAGAUUCUUCAAACAAAAGUAAUUUUGCACCAAAAAUUUUUAAUAAACCAUUCGUUAUUCCUAAAUUAAGUAGUAAAAUCACUAAUUGUCAGACCAAUUCAACAAACAAUAAUAAGGCCACAGAUUUAAUUGAUCAUUCAGAACGUAAUAGUAACGAGUGUUUAUCAUCAGUACAAACUGACUCUGAAACUGAAAAAACAGUUAAUCAUAAAAUAAAAGAUCUAUCUAAUGAAUCACAUAAUUGUUCUGAACUAUAUAAAUCAUGUAGUGAUAGUUCAGAUACGUUUAAUUUAGAGAUUGAUUUAACAGCAGCUCUGCGACAUAGUAAAAAAAUGCAUAAAAAAGCGAACAAUCAUGAACAUGUUCAAGAAAAUAUGUCAACUCCUGUAGAAAUGUUUAAUCUUGAUAAAAUUUAUGAAAAAAUUGAAACUCUACCGUCAUCAGUGAUUGAAAAAAGCUCUAAUAUUCUUGAGUGUAAUUUAAGUAUGAUGAGUUUGCGUUAUAAAAAGUUAAAUCAUUCAAAUAAAGUUGUUUCAUUAUUUGGAAAAAUUAUAUGUAAAAAAUGGACAACACAUAGUAGACCUUAUAUUAAAUCGUAUCGAUCAGAAUUGAAUAAAAAUAUUAAAAGAUUUGAUUUUACUUCUCUAUCACCUGAUGGUAUUGUUCUAGCAAAUUUGAGAAGAUUAUGAAUUGAUAAUAAUUUAAUUGUAUAUUUUUUUAAAGAUUUUAUAUUAUAUACAAUACGUAUGAUAUUAAGACGUAUCUUUAUCGAA
Molecule: messenger RNA, 1170 nt
Organism: Chelonus insularis
Lineage: Eukaryota; Metazoa; Arthropoda; Insecta; Hymenoptera; Braconidae
Exons: 2
Coding region: 304-1086 (260 amino acids)
Source: RefSeq, a predicted model, not a curated record